Molecule: messenger RNA, 1936 nt
Organism: Mus pahari (shrew mouse)
Lineage: Eukaryota; Metazoa; Chordata; Mammalia; Rodentia; Muridae
Gene: Slbp
Product: stem-loop binding protein
Exons: 8
Coding region: 322-1149 (275 amino acids)
Biological process (GO): mRNA 3'-end processing by stem-loop binding and cleavage; mRNA transport
Cellular component (GO): cytoplasm; histone pre-mRNA 3'end processing complex
Molecular function (GO): mRNA binding; histone pre-mRNA stem-loop binding
Source: RefSeq, a predicted model, not a curated record
AGUUCCUUUCCGCCUUAGUCGGGGUAGCCCAUUUUUCCCGCCCUCCCGACGGCCGCAUCAGGCGUCGUAGUUGAGCGACUGCCCGCAAUCCCGAGGCUUGGGUUGGAUCCGGGUCCGUCCGGCGGGCGCGCAGAGCUGAGAGGGGCUCCCCUGCGGGUGCGCGUCCCGUGGUUUCGUCCGACGCCGCGCGCGCGCGGGAGUUACCGAGGGGCGGGGCCGCUGCGCACUUAAGGGCGGUUGGGCAAGGCGAGCUCAGACCUCGUCAGUGCUGUUGCCGAGUGAGGUGCUCGCCGCCCAGCUGUCCUUCAGACCUCUGCCGCCAUGGCCUGCAGACCUAGAAGCCCACCCGGUUAUGGGAGUCGCCGCGACGGCGGUGCGAGCCCGCGGUCCCCUGCGAGAUGGAGUCUCGGACGGAAGCGCAGAGCGGACGGAAGGGACCGGAAGCCCGAGGACUCCGAAGAAGGCGAGCUCCAGACUGCGGACCACCGACCUGAAAGCUUUACAACUCCUGAAGGCCAUAAGCCCCGAUCUAGAUGUUCUGACUGGGCCAGUGCAGUUGAAGAAGAUGAAAUGAGGACCAGAGUUAACAAAGAGAUUGCAAGGUACAAAAGAAAACUACUUAUAAAUGACUUUGGAAGAGAAAGAAAAUCAUCAUCGGGAAGUUCUGAUUCAAAGGAGUCCAUGUCUUCAGUGCCUGCUGAUGUGGAGACGGAUGAGAGUGUCUUGAUGAGAAGGCAGAAGCAGAUCAACUAUGGGAAGAACACUAUUGCCUAUGAUCGAUACAUUAAAGAGGUCCCCAGACACCUGCGACAACCUGGAAUCCAUCCCAGAACCCCCAACAAAUUUAAGAAGUACAGCCGGCGGUCAUGGGACCAACAGAUUAAACUCUGGAAGGUGGCUUUGCAUUUUUGGGAUCCUCCUGCUGAAGAAGGAUGUGAUUUGCAAGAAAUACAACCUGUAGAUCUUGGGGAAAUGGAGACAGAAUUCACAGAAAGCAGCUCUGAGUCUCAGACAAGUUCACAGGAUAACUUUGAUGUGUAUGCUGGCACACCUACCAAAGUCAGACAUGUGGACUGCCAAGUGGAGGAUGAGUUUGAUUUGGAAGCUUGUUUAACUGAACCUUUGAAGGACUUCUCUGCCAUGAGUUAACUGCCACCUGGUGGUUACUCUGAGAAAUACUUGGCUCUGCCUGGCCACCUGGAAGGCCUGAGUUGCUGUGCAUUUGUAUUUGUUGUCUUUGUUAAGAGUUUAUUUUCUCAUGAUAAAUUGUUUUUCUUGCCUUAUUUUUAUGUAUGGUAAAUGUGUUACGCAUGUUUUAAAUUGUAAAUGAAGCUAAAUGUAGUGGAGACUUAACCCUAUUAUCUUUCUGCCCUGUCCCCCCCAAGUUAGACAACAGGAAACUUGUGGUUUUCCACAAGAACUUGAGGCUUCAGUUGCCACUUUUCAGAUGGGUUGGCAGUGGAUUUUAACCAUGUGUCUAUGGGACCAAUUUAGAAUCAGCUGCCUUUCAGGUAACUGAUAAAGAAUUCUCAGUCAGGCAGCUGCAGUGACUCUGUAAAAACUUAUUUUCUGGUCUUUUAUCAAUGUGAAUGUAGUUUUCCCUCAUACAGAGCUCUGGACAAAGGAUGUUAAGCUAUUAUAUUAAUGGGCUUUAUGUAAUGUAAGUUAUAUAGUUUUAAUUUGGAACUUGAAAUAGCAUUAGUGUGAGGUAAGUGUCUUAGCACAUGCUCUGUGAGAGUUGAGGCAGAAGAGGGAUUUAGAAAGAACUUUGUUUUUUUAGUGAUCAGUUAAUUUACCAUGUAAUAUUGCUGUAAAUGAUAAUGUGUACAGAUACUCUGUUCAUGUAUUCAGUUGUAAACUUGUCAAUAUUUGCAUUUCUAUUGCUUUUGUAUGGAACGAUAAUUGCAAAAAUAAAGACCCUUUAACUGAUUUGUAA